Messenger RNA from Penicillium waksmanii, 750 nucleotides. Its product is annotated as Fcf2 domain-containing protein. NCBI's taxonomy places the organism in Eukaryota, Fungi, Ascomycota, Eurotiomycetes, Eurotiales, Aspergillaceae. Bases 1 to 750 code for a protein of 249 amino acids. Gene Ontology annotation, biological process: RNA processing. The record is from RefSeq and is a predicted model, not a curated record. Gene Ontology annotation, cellular component: nucleolus. Gene Ontology annotation, molecular function: RNA binding. The transcript is spliced from 2 exons.
AUGGCCGCUUCAAAUGUUGCGGAGCCCAGUGUUCAACCUCAAGAUGAGGUUGACCUGACCGAUGAGCAGAUCCAACAACUUCUGCUCGAGGCAGAGGGCCGACUGCGUGGCCCUGACACCCAAUCCACAGAGCUGGACAUUGCUUCCUUAAGGUAUGCUUCAAACACUCAACAACCAACCGACAUUCUGCUCCGACCAGUCAAUGCUAACAGGUCCAUUAGGAUUCCCAAAUUAUCUUCUGGGUCCUCGAUCAAGCCUUACGUUCAGCAGAACGACGAUGUUUCGACUGCCAAGACAGCGGAGCUCGUUGACAAACGGUACAAGGAACUGUCCAACAAAUUGCAUACUACUUCUGGCCAGAAGCCUGCUGUCCAGGAAAAAACCACUGCCGGCCCCGAAUGGUUCGACCUUCCCAAGACUGUCAUGACCACUGAGUUCAAGAGAGAUCUGCAACUUCUUCGAAUGCGAUCAGUCCUUGAUUCAAAGCGUCACUACAAGAAGGAGAACGGAAAGGCCAAGGCUCCCGAGUUCUCGCAAGUCGGUACCAUCAUCCAGGGCCCGACGGAGUUCUUCAGUGGUCGUAUUGCCAAGAAGGAUCGCAAGAAGACCUUUGUUGAGGAGACCAUGUCCACUGAGCGCCAGAACAGGAAAUUCGAGUCCAAGUAUCGCGAUAUUCAGGCUACAAAGACCAGCGGCAAGAAGGCUUACUAUAACAACCUUAAGGCGCAGAGAAAGCGAACUAAGAAGUGA